Messenger RNA from Symbiodinium natans, 399 nucleotides. Lineage: Eukaryota; Dinophyceae; Suessiales; Symbiodiniaceae. The record is from the annotation of a GenBank genome assembly.
AUGGACCUUGGGUUGAGGCUACAAAGGCCAGAACUUCGGGCCCUCCGGCGAAGACUGCCCGCAAGCGCGGCCGGAGAUGCUGGAGCGGGCGAAGGAAGAAGCCAAGAUGGCAGAGGAGCAAGGGCAACGUGCCGCCAAGAAGGGCGCCAUUCCAACCGGCCCGCCGGGCCUUCCAACAGGAGUAGUGGUCGUCGAGCAGAAGUAUGUGGACUUCCUGCUCGGCCCAGGAGGCCAAUCCUUGGCAGCUAUCAAUCACGCUGCUGGGGUCAACGUGAACCUGGAUCAGACGCACAAGUUCUCGGGCUACAGCGUUGCCAACAUUUACGGGCCCGAGGACAGAGUGCGAAAUGCCAAGCUAGCUAUCGACUUCAAGCUUUCCCAGUGGCUGCCGCUCCAUGA